Messenger RNA from Penicillium waksmanii, 1065 nucleotides. RefSeq names its product putative mitochondrial carrier protein. Gene Ontology annotation, biological process: glycine import into mitochondrion. NCBI's taxonomy places the organism in Eukaryota, Fungi, Ascomycota, Eurotiomycetes, Eurotiales, Aspergillaceae. Gene Ontology annotation, molecular function: glycine transmembrane transporter activity. Gene Ontology annotation, cellular component: mitochondrial inner membrane; mitochondrion. The coding region runs from base 1 to 1065 and encodes 354 amino acids. The record is from RefSeq and is a predicted model, not a curated record. The transcript has a single exon.
AUGUCGAAUAACAGCGCCUUGGUGCCGCAGGUCAAGACCGGUACCUCCAAAUGUACGCCCGCUGCAUGCCCUUACCUCGCGCAUACCUAUGCAAUAACCCCCCACGCUAAUACCAAGCCUCAAUCCUUAGCAUCCAAGACCGUCUUUCAUUUCGCCGCUGGUCUCUGCUCAGGCCUAACAUCGUCCAUCCUCCUCCAGCCCGCCGAUCUCCUCAAAACGCGAGUCCAGCAAUCCGGACACGGCGCCACCCUCCUCCCAACCCUCAAGACAAUCCUCGCCUCUCCACAUCCCAUCCGCUCAUUAUGGCGCGGUACACUCCCCUCAGCCCUUCGCACGGGGUUCGGUUCGGCCCUAUACUUCACCAGCCUUAACGCCCUACGCCAAACAGUCGCCCAAGAAAACACCCACACCGUCCUAGCCAACUCAACAACAACAAAUUCCUCCUCCGCCCUCCCCAAACUCUCCAACUCCGCCAAUCUCGUCACAGGAGCCAUCGCUCGGGUCGCCGCUGGCUUCGUCAUGAUGCCUGUCACUGUACUCAAAGUGCGCUACGAAUCCGACUACUACGCCUACCGCAGUCUCGUUGGCGCCGGCCGCGAUAUCGUACGCACAGAAGGUUUCCGCGGUCUCUUCGCGGGCUUCGGCGCAACGGCAGCCCGUGAUGCCCCCUAUGCCGGUCUCUACGUCCUCUUUUACGAACAACUGAAGCGACGACUAGCGAACAUGGCUGCAAAAGACUCAAGUAGCAGCGACGGGCCGGCAACAUCAUCUUCUCCAUCCAUCAAUUUCGUCUCCGGUGCAGCCGCGGCCGGGAUUGCGACCGCCAUCACGAACCCCUUCGAUGCGGUCAAAACCCGUCUUCAGCUCAUGCCUGCCAAAUAUGGAAACAUGGUCCGCGCGGUGCGCAUCAUGAUCCAUGAAGAUGGCAUGCGCAGCCUUUUCGGUGGGCUAGGACUGCGCAUCGGCCGGAAGGCGUUUAGCUCUGCUCUUGCGUGGACCGUAUAUGAGGAGCUCAUCCUCCGUGCGGAGAAGCGAUGGGCGGAAAAGCAUGAGAUGGGCUUGUAA